Messenger RNA from Aspergillus aculeatinus CBS 121060, 1434 nucleotides. Its product is annotated as putative serine/threonine protein kinase. Gene Ontology annotation, biological process: intracellular signal transduction; protein phosphorylation. The coding region runs from base 1 to 1434 and encodes 477 amino acids. Gene Ontology annotation, molecular function: ATP binding; protein serine/threonine kinase activity. The transcript has a single exon. The record is from RefSeq and is a predicted model, not a curated record. NCBI's taxonomy places the organism in Eukaryota, Fungi, Ascomycota, Eurotiomycetes, Eurotiales, Aspergillaceae.
AUGUGUAUCUCGAGCAUGGAAAGCUCGCUCGUGGAGGGCAGCGCCACUACCUCCACCACCACCACCACCUCCUCCUCCUCUUCUUCUUCUUCCUCCUCCAGCCCAAGCAACAACAAAACCUCCAACACCCCCACAAACGAGACCUCCUCCUCCUCCACCCAAUCCACCUUCCUCCAUUUCAAACCCCUCACUCCGCUCCCCGUCCUCCCCUACCCAUACAACUCCAAACACCUGGCCCUCCUCCCAAGGCACCACCUCGGCCACGGCGGCAACGGCACCGUGCAAGCCGUAUUCAGCGCCGACCUAAGCGGCGCAAGCGAGAAAGCGCAGCUCUACGCCCUAAAGACCUGCAGCGGACAACCACGCGCCGAGCUCAUCCUCCGCCAGGAGGCGAAGCUGGCCCUCGAGCUGCCACCGCACCCACACCUAGUGCAGACCUUCGUGCUAGGCGAGAUCAUCCCCACCACCAUAGCCGCCACAGUCUGCUCCAUCCUCAGCGCCUCAACCACCACCACCACCACCACCACCACCGAGCCCCCCCCGCGCAGCAACCAACUAGGCUACCUAAUGGAACACUGCGCGCAGGGCGACGUGUACGACCUGCUGUACCCGCCCACCUCACAAACCAGCAAAGCGCUGCUCCUCCCCCAAGCCACGCAACUCUGCUUCAUCAAGCAACUCUUCCUCGGGCUAAGCUACCUGCACAGCCAAGGCAUCGCGCACGGGGACCUCAAACCGGAGAACCUCCUCCUCACCGGCGGGGGGUCCCGGCUCAAGCUCGCCGACUUCGGCUUCGCCUUCCGCUUCCGCUCCCGCUCCCAGCAGCCCUCCGGGGCCGAAUGCACCCCGCUCCCGAUCACCGUGAGUGCGACCUCGCCCGUGACCGGGACGGAGCCCUACAUCGCGCCGGAGAUGUGGCUGGCCGAUUGCACGGCCGUUGCUCUUGCAGAAGCAGAAGCAGCAACGACAGCAGCAACAGCAACAAUAAAUGUGGCUGUAGCUGCAGCCGCACCGACGUACGACCCCCGCGCCGCCGACAUCUGGGCCUGCGCCCUCACGGCCCGCCAGAUCCUGGGGCUGGGGUACCCGUGGCGGCACGCGAUCGACCCCGGGGACGAACACUACGGUCGCUUUGUGAAAGGGUGGCGGCGGUUCUGGGCGAAGACCGGUACUACCCUCGACGCCGCCGCCGGGAGAUGGCCCCUGUGCGGCCGCGGGUUUGAGGGCGAGGAUUACCCGGAUUACGCAGCGCUGGUGCUCGUGCUGGGGAUGCUGCAUCCGGUUCCCGAGCAGCGGCUGACGAUGAAGAACAUCCUGGCGGAUCCCUGGGUGAGGGGGACUCCGUGCUGUUCGCCGGUUGUGCCCGAGGGGAGCCGCGCCGUGCAUGAUCAUGCUCGGUUGAAGGUGGAUUCUGGGGUGAAGUGCACGAGAUAA